Molecule: messenger RNA, 2081 nt
Organism: Zootermopsis nevadensis
Lineage: Eukaryota; Metazoa; Arthropoda; Insecta; Blattodea; Termopsidae
Source: RefSeq, a predicted model, not a curated record
AUGUCUCAGAAAUGGCUAGGUGAUAUUGACCACGUCAUUAAGGAUGUGGGAAGGAUGUUGGAGCUUGAUGAACUCUCCGAUAACGUGGAAGAUCAGCUUAUCAACAUAGCCGAUUCAGAAACAAGCAGCGACGAAACCUGGACUUCAUGCUGUAACGCUUAUGAUUUAAGUUCAAGAGAUACCAGUUCGCACCUCGACUGGGUCACUGACUAUAAUGAAUGUUCAUACCGUGUUGUAGCUCAGGCUGAGGCUAAUGACAGUUCAUGUAUUGCGAGCCCUCCUGAUCGCCGGGUAACGAAAGACGACAGCUCACUCCCGCGCACUUCUCCCGGACGCAACGGCCAACUUUCCAAACAGGGCUCCCUGACCAUCGUGCGUCGGAGCAGUACCAAGAAGAGCCAGAACCACACCGACACAGUGGCUGGCUAUUCUUCCUCGUUUGCUGACGAUGAAACAUUGGAUGCAGUUGAUCUAGACACGGACAACCUACCUGCCGUAGACACGCCAGACGCCUGCGACAAAGCAGCUGUCAGAUUGCGAUGCUUGCUAAGACAAUUACAGAGGGGGGAGAUAUCAGCUGAAUUACUUCAGAAAAAUCUUCAUUACGCCGCCAGAGUUUUAGAAGCCGUCUUUAUCGACGAAACCAAACGCCUAGCAGACGACGAUGACGAGUUGUCCGAGGUACAACCUGACGCUGUUCCACCCGAGGUUCGAGAAUGGCUUGCCUCCACCUUUACCCGACAACUGGCCACUACUCGGCGGAAGUCGGACGAGAAACCCAAGUUCCGGUCUGUUGCACAUGCGAUCAGAGCAGGCAUCUUCGUGGAUCGAAUCUACCGGAGGGUGUCCAACACGGCUCUCAUGCAGUUUCCGUCAGACGUCGUCAGAGUCCUCAAAACAUUGGAUGAAUGGUCUUUUGAUGUGUUUGCUUUGAACGAUGCAGCUUCUAGUCAACCAGUCAAGUACCUUGGGUAUGACCUCCUCAACAGAUAUGGAAUGAUUCAUAAGUUCAAGGUUCCCCCAGUGACGCUAGAGACAUUCCUUUCAAGGGUGGAGGAAGGUUAUUGCCGGCACAAAAAUCCAUACCACAACAACUUGCAUGCAGCAGAUGUCGCCCAAACCGUCCAUUACAUGCUGUGCCAGACUGGCCUCAUGAACUGGCUGACAGACCUGGAGAUCUUUGCCACCUUAGUAGCAGCCAUUAUCCAUGAUUAUGAGCAUACUGGCACAACUAAUAACUUCCAUGUCAUGUCAGGCACGGAAACAGCCCUCCUGUACAAUGACCGAGCUGUCCUGGAGAACCAUCACAUCAGUGCCUCAUUCAGGGUAAUGAAGGAUGAUGAAUGCAACAUUCUUCAGAACCUGUCCAGAGAAGAAUUCCGUGAGUUUCGAACUCUUGUGAUUGACAUGGUUCUUGCCACAGACAUGAGCUUCCAUUUCCAGCAGCUUAAGAACAUGAAGAAUCUGCUCACACUUGCAGAGCCCAGUGUUGACAAAUCAAAGGCACUGUCAUUGGUGCUCCAUUGCUGUGAUAUCUCACAUCCAGCCAAACGGUGGGAUUUACAUCACCGUUGGACUAUGCUACUGCUGGAGGAGUUCUUCAGGCAAGGAGACAAAGAGCGAGAGUUGGGACUACCUUUCAGUCCUCUGUGUGAUCGUAAGAACACACUUGUAGCAGAGUCACAAAUAGGUUUUAUUGAAUUCAUUGUGGAACCUAGUAUGGCUGUGUGCAGUGAUAUGUUGGAAGCUAUUCUUGGACCAAUUCAUUCAUGUAAACCAAAUGAUGGUGCACAGCAGUCUAUAUCUGAAGAUUCAGAACUCAGCAGAACAAAGAAUGGAGCUGCAUCAAGCCCCCAGCGUAGUCUGAAAUUCAAAAUCAAAAAGCCAUGGACUACUUGUUUGGGUGAAAACAAGAAAAGCUGGAAGGAGCAAGCAGCACGGGAUGCUGAACUAAGAUCGCUGCAACAACAGCAACAACAACAGAGUGAAGAAGCUUUAUCUACAGAAGAAUAGCAAUCAUCACUACAGCUAGUUGAUUCACCACCAUUGCACAGUUGCAUCAGAACUUUUGUUGGGUGGCU